UCACCAUGUCAUCCUCGGAUAUUAAAACAAGAAGAAACAAGAAUUCAUUUUGAUUAGAUGUGAAGCAAUCUUGCAGGUGAGUAUGAUUAGCUGUCUCUAUGUGCACUGUGGUUGGCGAGCGGCAAAAUGCACGGUUUGCUUUGUAACCAAAGUCAUGCUGAUAGUGUAACUUGGAACACUCGAGACCACAUUUGGAAAGUCUUAGUCACGUCUCGGCCUCGACUCCCAAACGUUUUGGUCUCGUCUCGGCCUCGGCGGGAUUUUCGAACCAGACGAGCACGGUAUAGGAGCGUUCGUCACUUGGUGUCUCGGUUGGCAGAAAGCCUGUGGAAGGAGUUACCGGGUUAUUCGCGCUAAUUUCCGUGAAUUCAUAAAUGGUAUUGUCCUGUUGCGUUAUGGGCUGUACAUACAGAUUGUCAACGAAGGAUUCUUCCAAGCUUUUACGGCAUCCCGAGGACACAUGAAACUCGUUGAUAGUUUACAUGCAGCCACAUGAUGUGACACAAACGGAACCAUACUGACCGACCAUGUUUGCUUUAAGCAUUUUAUAUACACACUCAAAGAAAUGCUGUUGGUUUAGCAUCGUUGGGUCAGCGGUUCGGUCAAUUCGAACCAACAUUGGAUCAAAAUUGGAGCAAACGAUGAAGCCAUCUGUUGGGUAAGAGAUGCUCCGCCCACGACGCAAAACAAAAUGCAUUGAUUUCACAACCCAGCUAUUGGUAUAAGCUAACAGUUCUGAGAUUGCUCAACUACAUUGGGUUGGAGGCACAUCACUGCUUUGAGAAAACCUGCCUUCUUCAAGUCGCCGUUCUUGUUUGAUGACACUUAUUUCAUUCAGCUGCGACUUGGAGCCACCUGCUGACUGUUUCCUACAUGGUGAAGUGGAACAGUUAAGUACAAGAGUCUAGUUAUUCUAGCCUCUACAUUGAUAUGAGACAAUACAUUUAUUAUAUGUGGAAAUGUUCAAUGCGAAAGGCUGGAAACGAAUUCAGGGUGUAACCCGCCUCUCGCCCAAAGUCAGCUGGGGUAGGCUCCAGCGCCCCCGCAACCCUAGUGGGGAGAAGCGGUUCAGAAGAUGGAUGGAUGGAUGGAUGAAAAUACUUUUCCAGAAGAAACCAGUUUGGGCUGGUUAUGUAUGAUGCAGCAACAUCAAAGUGGGAUUAAUAAUUGAUUUGUUGUUAUGAUUUAGACCAUGUGCCCUGUGACUGACUGGUGACUAUUUCAGGAUGUAGUCUACCUUUCGCGCAGAGUCAGUUGAGACCCUAAACAGGAUAAGCGCUAUUGAGAAUGGCUGGAUGGAUGUUUUAGACCACUUUUUGUUUCACUUUUGACCAAACCAACGGCAGGAACACAUUCGACCCAACGGCAGGGUCGCAUUCGACCCAACGGCAGGGUCACAGUCGACCCAACGGCAGGGUUGUGUUCAACCCAUUUUGGGGUAGACAGCCCCAACACAACACGCAGGAUCAAACCCCCCCAAACCCAGACCUGCUGGUCUAAAAUAACCACUCCUUGGGUCGGUCCAACUUUAGCAACGCAUUGGGUGACCCAAAUAACUCAUUUUGGGUUGUUUUUCACCCAGCCGUUUUUAGAGUUUAGGGUGAUUCUGACCUCAAUCUCUGCAACCAGUAGGCCUCUUGUGAUGUUUUGUUUUUAAUUUAUGAUCAGUUUGAAUAGAGCUUGUACAUAAUUGCAACUGUAUUGCGGCAACAACAUUGAGAUGUCUAAACGAAAACCCAAUAGACCAGUGAUUCCCAAUCACUGUGCCGUGGCACAUUAGUGUCCUGUGAGAGAUCAUCAGGUGUGCUUAAUUUUGCGUAACUGGUCCAAAAAUGUUAUUUAUUUACAACAAAUAAUGUAUCUUUGUUCCGCUAGCUCUGCCAGCGAGUGGAAUGUACAGUAGUGACAGGCAGAAUAAUGAAAUGCUCAUCCACUGGAUAGCAGAAGGUACAAUUAUUCGUUCGUCAUGCACAGAAUAAUAGCUUUGUGUUCAAAUGAACAGGCCCAUAUUACACAUUGAGUAAUACAUUUGGGAGUAAAUUGAGACAAGAUAAUCAUUAUUUUGGGACAUGUUGUCUGGUGUCGUGCUGUGAGUACAAAAAGUACAACAAAGAAAAGGAAACAAUGCAAACAGUGUGGUUGACUAAAAUUUCCUGGCUGUUUGGGAGCAACCAGAGCAAUAAUGUGACUACAGUAUCAAUCACGCGUCAGCUGCAAUUUGCAGUGUCUGGAAGUCACUCUGCUCAGAUGGCUUUGACAGUUUCCGUCAUCAAGAUUCCCUCGUAGCUGCAGCUAAGUUUAGCAAGAGGGAAUGGACACAGCACACGCAAUAGCACGAGCGUGCGCCUGACUGCAACAUUUUUGGGGGGAACGUCACACGUGCAUAUAGGCACCCAGAAAUAGUUUCAAUUGGCGCAAUAGCGCCUCCUGCUGGUUCAUUAAAAUUGGAUUCAACUACAGACAGAUACAUUACUGUGCUGCACAUUGCUAUGAAUUUGCCAUCAGACAAUUAGCACGCUCAUGAAGGUUAACAUUUUUUUUCCUUUAUGGACAGUUGGACACAACAAGAUUUGAUAAUAAUAACCUCAUUUCUGCAAGUGAUUUGCCAUUUUGGGGUAAUCCACCUGAGACAGAACAGCAUAAAGGCGCUGGGGGAUAGGUCAAAGGUGAGCACAGGUGACCUGGGGGCGAAUUACAGAAAUCGAAGACUUCACGGAGCAGAGACGUGAUGUGAGGAUGUGAGCGAAACGAGGAGAAAGAUCAUGGAAUUAUAUUUAUAUUCAUCCAUUUAACACCACCCAAAAGUCUUUUUUUUUUCUUUUGGUAUUUUUUGUGAAGUGAGAGGUAGCUUAAAUAUUUUGGGUGCCUCUUAUAUUUAAUAUAGUGAAAAUUAAUCAUUAUAAUAAUGAGGAAUGAAGCAACUCAAAUAACGAUGUUUGGCUUGUAGUUAAGCAAAAAAGUUGCUACUAUAAGUAAAAAAAACCAACAAAUCUACAUAGGCUACACAUUUACAGACACAGGCCGAGCUCCUUAAGUGACUUGUUUUUACGUCAAAUUGGUUGCACACACAUAUCACACUGCAUAAAGGCAGUCACUCAUAACUCUUUUGAAUAAUUGAUUGGCAGUGAAAUUACGUGGCUCUAAGGUUUCCAGCAUGUCAUUGUGCGUGUUUCGGGUCAACGGGUGGCGGGGGGAAAAAGUCAACCGUUCACGCGAGGUGCUCAUCGUGGACCUGUCGCCGCUUCACGCACACACGAUUUGCCGUCCCGGCAGUGUGUUCAUACACUUCAUACAGGUUCAAGAAACCCUACAGCUUCGUUUCCAUCUCACAUGUUCACUGAGCUCUCUGGACCUCGGGCCACUCGGAGGUCGAGGACCACGAGAGGAAGAUGCCUCGGGACAAACCGAUCGCUACUGACCAUGACAGUGAUGACGAUCGUAUUUGCACAAUGCCGGAGGAGCGCGAGCGAAAGAACGUAGACAAAAAGAAGCAGGAUGCUGAAAGAGGGAGAAAGAAGAAAAAGCAUGCAGGAGAGACUGAAGAGGAGUUGGUGGAGAGAUCGGAGAGGAAGGAACGAGAAAAGGGGAGGAGAGGAAAGAGUGAUGAAAAUAAAACCACAAAGGGGAUUGAGGAGGAAGACGAAGAAAAGACAGCAAGGAAGAAGAACCUUCAAAAGAAGAAAAUAAGAGAAAAGAUGGAGGAGGUGAGAGAGAAUAAGGAUGAAAAUGUCCCGGGGAAAAGGAAACAGGAAAGCGCCAAAAAAGAAGAGAGAAAAGAUAUUUGUAAACGUGAGGAGAAGAUGAAAGGGCACAAGAAACCCAUCGGAACAAGUUCAGAGCAGGAGACAAGUGAGGAAGACGACGAUGAGGAAGAGUUGAGGCCGGAGUCUCUGACGGCAGAGGAGCUGCAGGAGCUAAAAGAGCAAGUGGACGACAGGAAGGCUUUGAUCCGCAGUCUCCGGGGAAAACCGUGGGCCAUGAAAAACAAGCUCUCGACUUUGCGGGAGUCUCAGGAGUUCGUCGAGAACUAUGAGGGGGCUUUGGGCGAAGGCAAAGGUCGCAAGUUCUACGCAUACAAGGUCAUGAUGAACAAAGAAUGGAUGAAGUUUCAACGGGACUUUGAAAACUUCAAAACUGCCUGCAUCCCGUGGGAGAUGAAAAUCAAAGAGAUCGAAAGUCACUUUGGUUCUUCUGUUGCCUCUUACUUCAUCUUCCUGAGGUGGAUGUAUGGCAUCAACAUGAUCUUGUUUGGGCUGACCUUUGGCCUGGUCAUGAUGCCAGAGGCGCUAAUGGGGCGGCCCUACGGCAGCAUCUCGAGAAAGACGGUCCCGAGGGCCGAGCAAGGCAGCGCCAUGGACUUUGCCGUCUUGUGGGACUUCGGGGGUUACGCGCAGUACUCUGUCCUCUUCUAUGGUUACUACAAUGACCAGCGCGCCAUUGGCUGGCUCAACUUUCGUAUGCCUCUGUCUUAUUUCCUGGUUGGCGUAGGAACAGUGGCCUACAGCUACACGGUGGUCAUUCGAACGAUGGCCCGUAAUUCAAACGAGACCGGGGUCGGAGAUGACAACAGCUUUCAUUUCAGCGGGAAAAUGUUCACAAGUUGGGACUUCCUGAUAGGGAACUCCGAAACUGCGGAUAAUAAAUUUGCCUCCAUCACCACCAGCUUUAAGGAAGCCAUCCUGGAAGAGCAAGAGAGCCGUAAGGACGACAACGUCCAUCUGACCCGCUUCCUGCGCGUGCUGGCCAACUUCCUGGUCUUGUGCUGCCUCGCCGGAAGUGGAUACCUCAUUUACUUUGUCGUGCGGCGCUCUCAAAAGUUUGCCCUGGAUGGACUGGAAAGCCAUUCCUGGUGGGAAAGGAACGAGGUAAAUAUGGUCAUGUCCUUACUGGGCAUGUUUUGCCCCAUGCUGUUUGACGUGAUUAGCACCCUGGAGAACUACCACCCUCGAGUCGCCCUGCAGUGGCAGCUGGGGCGCAUCUUUGCCCUCUUCUUGGGAAACCUCUACACCUUCAUCAUUGCCCUCAUGGACGAGAUCAACCUCAAACGGGAAGAGGAAAAAAUAGUCAAGUUUAACAUCACACGCUGGGAAACGCAGUCAGAAAAUAGUACUGCGCCAGCCGCUGUUCAUCCCGCUGAUGUUCCCCGUGGGCCCUGCUGGGAGACCAUGGUGGGGCAGGAGUUUGUGCGGCUCAUCAUAUCGGACACCGUGACAACCUACGCCACUCUGCUCGUCGGUGAUUUUCUGAGAGCCGUGCUUGUUCGUUUUCUCAACUACUGCUGGUGCUGGGACUUGGAGGUCGGAUUUCCGUCAUACUCUACGUUUGACGUCAGUGGGAAUGUCCUUGGCUUGAUCUUCAACCAAGGAAUGAUAUGGAUGGGGGCCUUCUACGCGCCCUGCCUGCCGGCCCUCAAUCUCCUCCGACUGCACGUGUCCAUGUACCUUCAGUGCUGGGCCGUCAUGUGCUGUAACGUGCCGCAGGAAAGAGUCUUCAAAGCCUCUCGCUCUAACAACUUCUACAUGGCCAUGCUACUGGUCAUCCUCUUCCUGUCCACGCUACCUGCAAUGUACACCAUUGUCACCAUCCCGCCGUCUUUUGAUUGUGGACCAUUCAGUGGCAAGAGUCGUAUGUUCGAUGUAAUCCACGAGACGCUAGAGUUAGACUUCCCAGCCUGGUUUGGAAAAGUGUUCGGCUACGCCUCAAAUCCUGGACUGGUGCUACCCUUCAUGUUGUUAAUGGUGCUGGCCAUUUAUUACCUGCAAUCCACAUCUAAAAGCCACAAGGAAGCAAAUGUUGAACUGAAGAAAAAACUACAGAUGCAAAAUGAAGACAACAAGCGAAAGAACAAGCAAGCUGCAUUGGAUUUGGAAGAGGCCAGAAAAGCUGCAGAAGAACAGAAGAACCAUCAAGCUUUGCUGCAAGACCAUGAAAGUGGCUGCAAUUCAAUAUUUGAUAGUCUAAUAAGGAUUCCUCCGCUACAGAUGGGAAGGAAAACCCUGGUAGAUGUCAGAAACCACAUCAUGGCAAGAACGGACACAAUUCUCCUGCUGUCAGAGAGCGAGUACAUCCAGCGUCCGGGAGUCGUCGCCAUAGCAACAGUGGGGCUGGUUUCACACAGCACGGUGCUCAGAAGAUGAACAAGGUGCCAGGGCUGCAGAGACAAACAAACAAACAAACAAACAAACCAAAAGCACUGUACUGAAAAAUUGUGUGACACCAAUGUCAGUACUAAAUGUAUUUUUGCUCACAUUUUCACAUUUACGGCGUUCUCCUGAAAUCAGAUUCAAAUAAUAAAAUGUUGUACUUUAA
This is a messenger RNA of Phyllopteryx taeniolatus (common seadragon), 6309 nucleotides long. RefSeq names its product transmembrane channel-like 1 (gene tmc1). The record is from RefSeq and is a predicted model, not a curated record. Gene Ontology annotation, cellular component: plasma membrane. Gene Ontology annotation, biological process: detection of mechanical stimulus involved in sensory perception of sound; vestibular reflex. Gene Ontology annotation, molecular function: mechanosensitive monoatomic ion channel activity. The transcript has 19 exons. Bases 3390 to 6137 code for a protein of 915 amino acids. Lineage: Eukaryota; Metazoa; Chordata; Actinopteri; Syngnathiformes; Syngnathidae.